AUGAUAGCGAAGUUGAUGGAGGUACAAGAGAGGGAGACUUGUGUGGAGUCAGUCCUGCCAUCACCAUUUCAGACAACCGAGUAUUCAUGGGAGUUCUCGAAAUCCGUCGAAAAUGACGUGAUCUGGGUUUUCAAGUCUGAUGAGAUUCUUUUGGAUCUUUGUAAACCAGUUUUCGCCAACUCAGACCAGGCCGCCGUGAAGCAGAUGGCGGUUCAAAAAGUGAGUUCAAACGAAGAGAAGAAGAAGCAUUACCGAGGGGCCCGACAAAGACCAUGGGGCAAGUACGCGGUGGAGAUCCGGGAUCCAAACCGCAGAAGCUUCCGGGUCUGGCUAGGGAUCUUCAACAUGGCGAUUGGAGUAACUAAUGCUUAUGAUUGA
Molecule: messenger RNA, 378 nt
Organism: Pyrus x bretschneideri (Chinese white pear)
Lineage: Eukaryota; Viridiplantae; Streptophyta; Magnoliopsida; Rosales; Rosaceae
Product: ethylene-responsive transcription factor ERF094-like
Exons: 2
Coding region: 1-378 (125 amino acids)
Biological process (GO): ethylene-activated signaling pathway; regulation of DNA-templated transcription
Molecular function (GO): DNA binding; DNA-binding transcription factor activity
Source: RefSeq, a predicted model, not a curated record